Molecule: messenger RNA, 2874 nt
Organism: Macadamia integrifolia
Lineage: Eukaryota; Viridiplantae; Streptophyta; Magnoliopsida; Proteales; Proteaceae
Product: BTB/POZ domain-containing protein NPY1-like
Exons: 4
Coding region: 688-2529 (613 amino acids)
Molecular function (GO): protein binding
Source: RefSeq, a predicted model, not a curated record
AAUACACUCCCUCGGCCUCUCUCCCUCUCUCCCUCUCUCUUCUCUCUACUCUCUUCUCUCCUCUCUCUCUCUCUUGUUUUGAGAUUUGCAGGCCAAGAAAACGCAGGGGAAGGAGAGAGAAGAGAGAGAGAGAUAUGAGAGUGAUUUAAAGCAAAGGCGGCGGGAGAGAAUUAAAAAGAGAAUAGAGGUUGAAAUUUCUUGUGGGCGCAUGAUAUAUUCUUCUUUAUAAUAUUUUGGAUUUGAUGUACAAUGGUCGUCAUCAGCCUUGUCCGGAAAGAAUUUAAAAAGGAAAUGGGAAAAUGAUUUGGAAGCCAAAGUAGAGGAGUGGGGAUUAUCCAUGGUUGGUGUUCAACACGAGGAGGAUAACUUCUGGCCAAGUCUCUUCCUCUCUCUUCCAAUAGUCAAAUAGUGGGAACAGUGGUUUCCACAAAAACCGCUUUGGUCCUGACUCCUGAGUGGCUUUUAUGUGGAAAUUGGUAAGGCGCGUGUAAGAGUGGUGUUGUUCAGUUCAGAGGAGUGGGGUGGUGGUGGUAUAGUCUGGUUCAGUGGUCUGCUGGUGGUUCUCCGAAGCUGUGUGUGUGACUGUGCUAGCGGGUGAUCAAAAUUGUUUUUUUCAGUGCCCAAGAGAGGUUUUCGGGUGGUUUUGAAGUGGGCUUUUUUGGAUUUUUAAGUUCUGGGUAUUGAGAGAUGAAGUUUAUGAAGCUGGGAUCAAAGCCGGAUGCGUUUCAAGCAGAUGGCAACUGUAUCAGGUAUGUAGCAUCUGAGCUUGCUACUGAUGUUGUUAUAAUCAUUGGGGAAGUGAAAUUUUAUCUGCACAAGUUUCCUCUGUUGUCGAAGAGCAAUCGUUUGCAAAAGCUUGUACCAAGAGCCAAUGUGGAGAACACUGAUGAAGUCCGCAUGGUUGAUUUUCCAGGCGGACCAAAAGCAUUCGAGAUAUGUGCCAAAUUCUGUUAUGGUAUGACUGUCACCCUCAAUCCUUACAAUGUUGCCGCUGCUCGAUGCGCAGCUGAGUACCUGGAGAUGACAGAGAAUGCUGAUCAUGGAAACCUGAUUUUCAAAAUUGAGGUUUUCCUAAAUUCCAGUGUGUUCCGCAGUUGGAAAGAUUCUAUUAUAGUCCUUCAGUCUACCAAGUCUCUUCUACCAUGGUCUGAGGAUCUGAAGGUGGUUGGGAGAUGCAUAGAUUCUAUUGCUUCUAAAACCUCGGUAGACCCAUCAAAUGUCACUUGGUCAUACACCUAUGACCGCAAGUUAGCAGUGACAGAUCAGAUAUGUGAGAAUGGGGCAAGAUUACAGCAGAGAUUUCAAUCUGUCCCCAAAGACUGGUGGGUUGAAGAUAUAUGCGAGUUAGAUAUUGACUUUUACAAGCGAGUAAUGGUUACUGUGAGGUCAAAGGGGAGAAUGUCUGCUGAUGUGAUUGGUGAGGCGCUCAAGGCAUAUGCUAUCAGAUGGCUGCCAGAUUCUGUUAAUGCCCUGGUUUCUGAUGACUAUACCCUAAGGAACAGGUCUUUAGUUGAAGCCAUCAUCUGGUUAUUGCCUUCUGACAAGGGUUCUGAAUGUUUGUGUAGUUUCUUACUGAAGUUGUUGAAAGUGGCCAUCCUGGUUGGAGCUGGUGAUGCACCCAAGGAAGAGCUUUUGAAGAGGAUCUGUUGGCAGUUGGAUGAAGCUACUGUCACUGAUCUACUGAUUCCGGCACAAGCACCAGAUACCACCAUUUAUGAUGUGAAGCUGGUGCAGAACAUUGUGAACCGAUUUGUAAUGCAAGCCCGGCAUACUCAAGAUUUGGAUUUUAAGGAGAAGGUUUCAAAUGAUUUUUUGUUGGGGAAAGGGUCAUGGCUGAAUGCUGUCAAACUCGUCGAUGGGUAUCUGGCCAAAAUUUCCUUUGACCCAAAUCUAACUGUCUCCAGUUUCAUUGACCUCUCGCAACUGAUUCCUGAAUCAGCUAGACCAAUUCAUGAUGGGUUGUACAAGGCUAUAGACAUCUACCUGAAGGAGCACCCUAAUUUGUCAAAAAUUGACAAGAAAAAGAUUUGUGGACUGAUGGAUGUCAAGAAGUUGUCAAUGGAUGCAUGCAUGCAUGCAGCACAAAAUGAUCAUCUCCCACUUCGUGUGGUGGUCCAGGUCCUCUUCUUGGAGCAGGUCAGGGCUGCUGCUGGGGUCAUAAAUGCCCCACAAUAUAUUUCUCGUGAUAGUUCACGUUCCACUGCAAACAGAGAAGAAGAAUGGGAGAGUACAGUGCCAGAGGACUGCAAAUCACUUGAGAAACAAAUGAGCCAAAUGAAGAUUCGUGCUGAUGAUUAUCGGACGAACCGAGAGAAGAAGAAAAAGAAGGGAAGAAAAAACAAAGGUGGGGGUUUGUUGCUUCCAUCACGGUCAAGGAGAAUCUUUGAUAAAUUUUGGGUUGGGGGUAAGGGCCAUGGUGAAAACAGAAGCUCAGAAACAUCAGGGAGUUCUCAGAGCCCAACUUCACUGAAUCCCGGGGAGACGAGAUCUUCUUUUUCCUUGAGACACACAAGGAAUUCCACAUCUUGAAGUAUCUUGAGAUGUACAUGUCCUGGUGCAGUUCAGAAGAUCAUACUACCAAAUCAAAGUGUAAACAGUGAUGGUAGUCUACUGAGGCUGAUUUAUGUCAUCUCUUCCUGCUAUAGUAAUCCGAAGGAGGUUUUGCUGCAGAAAGAUGUAAUUAGUUCUUCCUGAUCCCUUUCCUAUUAAUCUUCAUGUUCGCGUAGAGUAUUGUCUUCCACCGUUCUCCAUAGUGCAUUGGUUCAAUAAGAAUUUUUUUUCUUUUCUUCCUUCUUUUCCCAUCUCAAACGGUUAUUUGUUAAGAUAUGGUGUGCCGACAUUUAUUUGAAUGACAAAAUUUCUGUGUAUCAUCAA